Messenger RNA from Hippoglossus stenolepis (Pacific halibut), 9768 nucleotides. RefSeq names its product calpain 15 (gene capn15). Gene Ontology annotation, biological process: proteolysis. The transcript has 12 exons. Gene Ontology annotation, cellular component: cytoplasm. Gene Ontology annotation, molecular function: calcium-dependent cysteine-type endopeptidase activity. The record is from RefSeq and is a predicted model, not a curated record. The coding region runs from base 2636 to 6295 and encodes 1219 amino acids. Lineage: Eukaryota; Metazoa; Chordata; Actinopteri; Pleuronectiformes; Pleuronectidae.
AAGAAGAGAUCAGGAAUGAGGUCAGCAAAGUGAUAUGAAGUGGAAGAGAGCGGAAAGGGGAAAGUUUGAAGGCUUAUCUCAGUAAUGGGCAGGGACAGUUGAGCAAUGAUGAGUGUGGCAGUCACAACUGUCUUCUACUUAACCCUUCACUACCUCCUCUGGCAGUGGCUCUUAUCAGGGAGCCAGCAGAUAAACACGAGGACAUUUCAGCUAGUAGACACGAGUGGGACAUGGAAACUGGUUUGAUUCCCAACACUGAAUCCCCCUCAUCCCGUCCGAGCUGUGCCUGACACCCACUGCCACUCAUUACCCCGGGAUACCUUUCACAUUAAUGAGUGAGACCUCCACCACUCCUCUCGGACUCUUGCGAGGCAAAACCCCAGCUCGCCUCUGCUCGCCGGGGCCAGUGCGCAUGCGCCCUGCUGACACUCCAGUAAUCCGCUGUUAGGAGGAGAUUGCAUCCCCCGUCCACUGCGCUCAGGCAACCAGCGAGGACGAAUGAAAGCCCCCACCCCCCCAUCCGGGAGAACAUAUCACGGGGGGGAAAUGGGAGAAUUAGAGAACAUAUCGUGAGCAGAACGCGCCCGGGAUGGAACGAGUGAUCAGUGCGCGCACCGGGAUGGAGCAGUUCUGACACGGAGAGCGGACUCGUAUCCGAGAGGCGACAACGGGACUGGGGCGAGGAUGUCUCCUCAUGUAAGACAACAAGGCUCAACAUCUACAGCCCAAGACGCUGGGAACAUGAGAUGAAGCCGGCGGAAGAUGGUGAAAUCCGCGAUUGAGUGCUGCCUUUCCUGGACGAGACCUCCUCGGCUAUUUCCACGUUUCCUCAACCUGCAUGUCGCCUUCUUGCACGGUGCUCCCCCUGGCCUCUGUGUGGAAGCGGACACAAGCCAGCUUUUUUAUUCGUGCGAGAUUCGAGAUACGUGCUGUUCACAAGCGAAAUUCAAAGCACAUAUGCGCGUCUGUCCUCAGUGAUAAGCACGCAUGUAAUAUUCGCAGGAACCUUGGAAACCCUUAAGUAUAGUUUGAAACCCAUGUGAUCCAUGCGUUGGUGCCAUGAUAAUCAGCUAACACUACAUGUCAAACAAACCACUGGAUGUUGCUGCGCAGACCUCAGCCUCGGGGUUUCCUACAAGCUAUCGAUACCCGUCAAAGUGCGUGCAAAUGUUCCCUCUCCUCCCUCGCAGGAAUGAUACUUGUUUCUUUUUCGCCCUGCGCAGACUUGCUGUGACAGGCUUGGGAGUCCACAUUGAUCCAAGCGCAAGUUGAUGAACUCGACUGACUGCGCUUUUGGGAUCAGACAGAAAUUAAGCUGCGUCUCUCAGACAGCGGAAACUGGGAUCAUCUCCUCGUCCUUGCUUUUGGCAGAGCAGCCCCGAAAAAGGGACAUUCCUCUCGGGUAUUCUGUCGGAUGUUGCACGGACCUUGAAGAUGAGCUGUAAACAUUUUUGAUGUUGUGGCAACAGUCUAAGUUUAGAGAGUGUAGCUGCUUUUUAAAACUCCACUUGUAUCUGGAGUUUCUUCAGGUUCAAUUCGGAAGUUCAUGUGAGUUGAAAUCCAAAAUUGUGCAAACACCAGCAGUGGCCUCCUCGCAAGGGUUUUUCAAUCGUGAUUUUUUUUUUCUAUCCAGUGGGAGAAAUGCAGCUGGGCUGUUUUACUGGUAAACUUCCACAGCAGCUGUUAGUCGGACUGGAUGUCUGAAAGAUGACACUUGGACAUUAGCAUACUUGUAGGUUUGCCAACACCCUCCCAAGGAAAUGCAGUGCAUCGAUUUUUCUCCUUUGCCCACAUCGUAAAUAACUCUGUGAAUAUAUUUUGUGUGACUGCUAUAGUUCCAUGCCUCUAUUGAUCCGGAUCAGCUGUUUUUAUGGACCUUGAUGCUACUGGGAUUUCCUGGAUGCCCCCCCACCCCCUCGCUUCUUGAACCUUGAGUUUUCCCCAGGUGAACUGUUUGGCUGCUGAGAUGCUGAAAGACGGUGAACACACACAAUGUUCUCAUGUGCGCAGCUUCCCCAGCUUUUGUUGAGCUUCUGAGCAUGUGCAAAGGAUAAAGGAACGAGGCAUGAGAGCACACAGACUGGGGACAUGUGUCGGAGGCAACGCGGGAGGAAUUAUGAGUGGCACUGUGGAAGAUGUGGUGCAGAGUGCUACAGGCUUAGCGUCGACAAGAGACAGAAUUAUGAGCCUUUGCUGUGACAAAACUGUAUUUUCUCCUCUCUGAGACCAGCCGCUGAAGUGGAAUCAGUGCUCUACACAUGAAAUUACUUUUUCAAUUGAGACCGUCUUCCUCUGUGCACUGUAGGAAAUCCACCCUGCUCUGCACACUUGGCCACCUGCAAGUAACUCUAAUUUCUUUGAGUACCCUCAUCUUUGAUUCCCUGUUGCGAUGGCUUUUAUUUGUUUUUACUCUAACACCCUCACAGUUCAUGAGGAAAUUUGCUGACAGGAAGUUUGCGGCAAAUAGAAACACAUGAUUAGUCUCGCCUGUGUAGUCCAAACAACCCCUUUAGUAUCUUCCCAAUCUGUGUCUCACACUGAAAACGACUGUGGAACCCUUGUCAACCUUUUGUGCUCUAGGGGCAAACGAAACAAGUAGAUCUAUUCAUCAGACUAGUUUCCGAUCGCUGUGGCGAUGGGGAGUUCAGCCUCGUCCCUCACUGCGGAGACUGAGUCGGACCAUGGCUUCCGCAGCACCCCCUACCCGUCGUCACCCCCUGUGGGCUGGCUCAGGAACAGCCACAGCAGCCCGGUGUGGGGAACCACCUUCAUCACACGUCAGCAGCAGCCCCCGCUGCCUCAUCGGGAGCGCAGCCACUCUCACUCUCCUGGCUCCAUGGCAGCAGCGGUGCGAGGCAGUGAGUGGUCGUGUGGACGCUGUACGUUCUUGAAUGCCGGCGCAGCACCUCGCUGUUCCAUUUGUGAGGCCCCACGCCAGAAACCUGACCUUAACCAGAUCCUGCGGCUGAGCAGCACCGAGGAGCAUCGCUGGGCCUGCCCCCGCUGUACCCUUAACAAUCCCCAGGGAUCUGGAGCCUGCUCCGUCUGUGGCUUUGGACCAUCCCUUGCCACUAACACACCCCCUACCACCACCAUAGCCGCCACCGCCAAUGGCCUGCCGUCUGCUCCGACCGAACCUCCAACACCAACUCUCCCUCCCACAGUCCUGCUUGAGCCUCAGGGGCAGCAUCCAGCUAAGGAGGAAGUGCUACGACGGUCCGAGAGUAAUGGAGAGGUGGGCAGCCUGGAGGUGCAGCACUCGGGCUGGGCUUGCCCUAGAUGCACACUCCACAACACUCCUGUGGCUUUGUCGUGCUCAGCCUGUGGUGGCCCCAGGAAACUGUCUUUGCCUAAAAUCCCCCCAGAGGCACUAGUGGUGCCUGAGGUGCGCACGCCUGUGCUGGGAUUUCCAGUUCACACAGCAGGGACUGCCCCACUACUCAUAGACCUUACAGACGAUUCUCCCCCACCCCCUCCCUGUGAUCCUCAAGAACCUCCCCAUGUGUCCUCACAGUCCCUCUCCUCCCCCUUUACUUCUUUCUCUUCCCUCCAGAAUAACCCAGUGCCCCGAAGCAGGAGAGAAGUGCCCCCUCCAGGGCGCCCACCGAACGCAGGCACCAACACUCCCAGUCCCACUUCCCCGUCAACGGCCACUGUGCCACCCCAGCCAGGCCCACAGCGGCCAGCCAAGCCCAAACAUGCCCAACCCCAGGAACCCUCAUACCCCAACAAGCGCCUCAGUAUCUUGGAGGAAGAAGAUGCUCAGCACCACCCACUGACUCCACACCUCCCUGUUGCUUCCACAGCUGCCCCCACCUGGAAGUGCCCUAGUUGUUCUUUGCCCAAUCCAGGUAGCUCAUCUAAAUGUGAGGCCUGCCGAUCAUCACGGGCAGGCGCUGACCUCAUUGACCUUGUUGGCUGCGAAACGGUACGAUUUACCCCAGCUAGCCCCUCCAGCCCAGACUUCAGCACCUGGGCCUGUUCCAAGUGCACCCUGCGCAAUCCUACAGGGGCACCUAAGUGCUCAGCCUGUGGUUCUUCCAAGCUGCAUGGCUUUCAGGAACAGCAGGCGCCCAUGACCCGCUGCUGUGCACACUGUGGCCUCCCAUCGGGGUCUGGUACGGCAUCUUGUUCUUGCACACCUUCAUCCUCUUCAGGUCAUAAAACACGGAAACAGGCCCGGGGCUACCCUUCCUCCUCCCCUGCUAUUGCUCCUUCCAAUUCCACUUCCUCCUCCACCUUAUCGAGCCUUCAAGAGAAGAUAGGACAGUGGAGCUGCCCGGCAUGUACGCUGCUCAACGACAUCAAGGCCAAGAACUGUGCAGCGUGCCACACACCCCAGCAGUACCUCACCCUUCGCAAAGUGAUGAAGCCUCUGAAGAGGAGGGAGAGCAUGCAUGUCGAGGCCCGUCGACGAAAUGACGAAGGCGAGGCCAAGGAGCUUUGGGAGAACAUUGUCAGCUUCUGCAGAGAGAACUCUGUGAACUUUGUGGAUGACAGUUUCCCCCCGGGACCUCGCUCCGUGGGCUUCCCCGAAGGCGACAGUGUCCAGCAGCGAAUCAAAAAGUGGCUGCGCCCCCACGAGAUCAACUGCAGCAACUUCAAAGACCGGAGCGUCAAAUGGUCCGUCUUCCGCACGCCGCGGCCCUCUGACAUCCUGCAAGGCUUGCUCGGAAACUGCUGGUUCCUGAGUGCGCUGGCGGUGCUGGCUGAGCGCCCAGAGCUGGUGGAGAGGGUAAUGAUCACCAGGACCAUCUGCCCAGAGGGGGCCUACCAGGUUCGGCUAUGUAAAGACGGGACGUGGACGACGGUGCUGGUGGACGACAUGCUGCCCUGCGACGAUUAUGGCUACCUCCUCUUCUCCCAGGCCCAAAGGAAGCAGCUAUGGGUGGCGCUGAUCGAGAAGGCCCUGGCCAAGCUCCACGGCUCCUACUUUGCCCUGCAGGCAGGGCGUGCCAUCGAGGGCUUAGCCACGCUGACCGGAGCUCCGUGCGACUCGCUCAUGCUCCAGGUCAGCUCCACCAACCCCCGGGAGGAACCAAUCGACACGGACCUCAUCUGGGCCAAGAUGCUCAGCUCCAAAGAGGCCGGAUUUCUGAUGGGAGCAUCAUGUGGAGGAGGCAACAUGAAGGUAGACGAUGUUGUCUACGAGUCUCUGGGUCUUCGGCCUCGACAUGCCUAUUCCAUCUUGGACGUCCGAGAUGUCCAGGGUUACAGGCUGCUGCGGCUGCGGAACCCGUGGGGCCGCUUCUCGUGGAACGGCAGCUGGUCGGACGAGUGGACGGACUGGCCACAGCACCUGCGUCACGAGCUGAUGGCCCAUGGCAGCAGUGAGGGGGUCUUCUGGAUGGAGUACACCGACUUCAUAAAGUACUUUGACUCUGUGGACAUCUGUAAGAUCCACUCGGACUGGCAGGAGGUGAGGCUACAGGGAUGCUUCCCCAGCAAGGCCAGCGGCCCGGUGACCGUCACAGCCCUUACUGUGCUGGAAAGGACGGCGCUGGAGUUCGCUCUCUUCCAGGAGGGAAGCAGGCGUUCAGACACAGCUGACAGCCACCUGCUGGACCUGUGCAUCAUGGUGUUUCGCGCCUCCUUCGGCAGCGGCAACAAGCUGACCCUGGGCCGCCUGUUGGCCCACAGCAAGCGAGCCGUGAAGAAGUUUGUCGGCUGUGAUGUGAUGCUGGAGCCGGGGGAGUACGCUGUUGUCUGCUGCGCCUUCAACCACUGGCAGAUGAAUGUCAGCGGGACGGGAGGUCCAGCCACACCCAUCUCCAGCCCAACCAGUGGAGCAGCACGGCGGCCCAGCCAGGACUUCCCUGGCUACAUCCUCGCCAUUUACAGCUCCAGACAGGUGAUGGUGGAGCAGGUGGAGGCCAACGCCACCACGCUGGCCGACGCCAUCAUCCUCCUCACGGAAAACAAAGGGGAAAGACACGAGGGACGUGAAGGCAUGACGUGCUACUACCUGACCCACGGCUGGGCGGGGCUCAUCGUGGUGGUGGAGAACCGCCACCCCAAAUACUACCUCCACGUCUCCUGUGACUGCACCGACAGCUUCAACGUGGUGUCCACGCGCGGCAGCCUCAAGACCAUCGACAGCGUCCCGCCCCUGCACAGGCAGGUGCUGGUCGUGCUGUCGCAGCUCGAAGGGAACGCCGGCUUCUCCAUCACACACCGCCUCGCUCACCGCAAGGCAGCCCAGGCCUCUCUGGGAGACUGGACCCCCACGAAAGCCACCCACAGCCCGCAGCUCACGCCAGACAUCGACGGCCUGCACCGGCCCAGGCCGCUAUGACCACCGCCCACUUUCACCCUGUACAUACGCAGACUCCACAUCAAUGAACUGUCAAGACCACUGGAAAACCAGACUGGGGUGGGCGAGUGGUGUGUGCAGCCCUGAAACACAGAGACAGAUGUGUAUUUGUGUGUCCAUUUUUUUGGAUGGACACACACAUGAAUGUAUAGCAUGAACGGGCAGCAUUUAUGUGCUCUCUCCCCCCCUCCAAAUGCUCCGUAAAUGCUGAAAUCUUCAUCUGGCCCUCAUGCACUCUGUCCCUUGCCAAGUGGAUGUGCCAUGUCAGGAAUAAAUUAGGGAAGCGGGCUACGUGGAGUGACAGGGACGUACUCGCAGGACGAUUAUUUUACCAAGUCAUCGGAGAGGAUCCACUUUGAAUUCUGGAGGUAUUUUGUACAAGCGCUGUAUGUGGCACGGAUGUCAGCCCCGGGUUUUCGUACGCUCGGAGACGACCCAGCUUCACAAAGGCCAGGGUGGGGCGCUGUAACUACUGAGCCGUAUGCCUGCAACAAUCGGACACCCCCCCCCAUGUCAUGCACAGAGACAGCUAACAAAGUGGGAUACUUCAGUGGGAUUUAUCUCACCCUGUCCUUGAUGCGGUACUUAAUGAGCCAAACCCAACUUCGAGUGUUACUCUUGGUUACACGUUUUUUUGUUUUUUGUUUUGAAACAAUACACUCAGUCAGUAUCAGUCUUACUUCUUUAAUACAUGACCUUUGUUGCCGUUUUGUCCAUAUUUGUGUUUUUUGAGAUCGUAGAACAAGCCAUCAUUCAUAUCAGUACUGUGAGUCCACACUCUCCAUCACCGCGGUGCUGUCAAAGCGCUCUGUAGCUCAGGACCAAACUCACAACCUUUACAGCUGGCUGGAGUGGAGCAGAAACCUCAGGCUGAUUCAGUGACAGGUGUGUGUGGUAGCUGGAAUCUCUUUAUCUCUGUUUGUUCGUAAAAAGAACCGCUCACUGGGAAGGAGGCGGUGUAGACGGCGGUGUUGUGCUUUCGGAGGUUUUGUCUUGUGGAGAACUGACACACAAGCCGUUUUCAGACAUGAAUCCCGGACAUUUUCCGCACAGUGGGGUCCAGACUUUGUCCAGAGUUUGCCUUUCACAUAUGAAGAAUGCAGCAGGAGAUUCUCUGGUGAAAAACAACAGAAAAAUCUGGUGCGUUCAGGUGAAGGGGGGGGCGCAGCAUGUAGGAGACGUAUAAAUUCGGCUGCAGAGAGAGAUUUCGUUUACAGCACCCGUAUCACCAAAAGUUUUCAAAUCUCUUUCUAAGUUGUCCUCUAUGUGUAUGGCUCCUCAUUUUGUCCUGACAUAUUUGGGUUUUUUUCAGUUUUGCAUCUGUCGCUUGUCAGAAAUGUCUCGUGCCCACUGAAUCCUCCAGAGAAUCUCCUGCACUAUUGUCACAUGGGUUCACUCAGACAUUAUCCAGAGUUUUUACUGGGGGGUUGGCAGGAGAAAAACCUGGGAGAAUGUCUGCAGCAACUAACUCAUAUGUGCAUGUCAGUAAACCGCUACAAUGAAAUCCCCACCUUUGUGCUUUGGUAGACAAACAUCAAAUUUUGGCUUUUUAUUGCUCCAGAGAAAAAAAGACUUGUAUACAUCUUUGUCUUUACCCUCUUAAAGUAAUUUUCUCUCAACCUCAGUUUGAGGUCUAAAUGCUGGAGGCGAGUCAGUUGAUCCGUAUUUGAACACACAUCCUACAGAGUGACUUCAUGCUGAAUCCUGCACUUCUGCAUUGUGACACCUCACACCUCUUUUUGUCUGGUUCUUUCCGGUACAGAAGGUCAGCGAGCACUUUGUAAGUACUUUGCGAGUGCUGGAGAAGCGAGUUGCUGUUUGAACAGUCAGUCUGCCACAGGGGAGCUUUUAAGAGUUUACUCUGGGAGGUCAGGGACCACUUUUUUGUUUGCUCGGGUGCAGCGCCAGCAUCUGGGCCGUCCUCCCGCAAGAAUACACUGACAGCACAUUAGCGACAGCACGGAGUCCUUGUGUAAUAACAAAUCUCCAUUUUUGUCAGACUGCAUGCGAACGCAAUAAGAGAGACGAGGGGACCCCUGAGACGUGUUGUGACACAGAAAACGGUUUAGUUCUCUCUGAGUUUUCGUCUGCGUCGUUUCUCAGGAUGUGUUCCCCCCGCAGCUGUUUCACGCACGCCCCACCCAGUUGUUCGUUCCAAUUUAUCCGCCGUCAGAGCCGUUAGUCAUCUUUCGCUGAGGAUCUUUCACUCGUCACCAUGGCAACGUAGAUGUAGAGGGAGAACUAAUGCGGUACUAUGACAUGUACCAAGUUGACGUCUUACUAUUAUCAUCGUGAAAUGAGAAGAAAAAAACUUGAUAAGAAAAUCCCUGGAGGACUAUGAUAGGACGAUGAUUGUUUUGGUAGAAGAAAUCAUUUUUGUAUGUCGAUAAAGUUCUGAGUCUGAAGAGUUCCUCCGUGAGAUGAUUCGGCUCACGAGUUUGCGACCUUGAAUUGAGCAAACGCUGAAACGUGCAUCGUCUCGUGAGUCGUUCCUGUAGCUGGUGUUGUCUCCGCACGGCCUCGUCUUGUCCUCGUCUGUAGACUUCGCUUCACGACACCUUCAUUUUGUGUGAGAACUACUACAGCAGCGUAACGUUUCUUGAAAGAAACCUGAAGCCGAAGUGACUGUAAAUAAGUUUUUCCAAAGAUACAGGACGUGUAACGACCACUUCCAGAUGUCCCCACGAGUGUGAGUGCGGCCCAGCAGCUGUGGAGCGUCUAAUUUAUUGGUAUAAGUGAUUUGCAGGCCUGUUGUCUAAUGAAUGCUGUUGAUGAUCACUGCGUCAAUGAAUGACAGAUAAAGGAAUGUGAUAAUUUAAGGCUUUAGAUUGAGCCCAGGGGGAUGAGCUCGAGGAGAACGUGCACUGAAACACCUGCAAAGACGAGGCACCUCAUAAUUCAGUGUCGCUGCUGAAUCACUUUACAUUUACAUUGAGAUUGAUUUUUGUUUUUUACUUAUGUUUUUUUGUUGUCAUUAUUGUCACUGUUGCUCUUGCUUGUGUCUUUUGAACUCACUCCCCUCCUGGUUGAAAUUGUGGUGGGCACUCUUCUGUGCUUCAGUGGCGCCCCCUGCUGCUGAAGAGGCUGCUGCCAGCUGGGAAAAAGGUUCGAGAGGCCGACACGACGCCUUUUUUCUCUCUCUCUUCUCCCAUGUCUGGUUUCCUCCUUGUAAAUUGUACAGACUGCAAAUAUAAGCCACAAAAAAAAAGAUUUAAAAAAGAUUUGAAAAAAAUCAACUGACCCUUUUAAACUUGUAAAAUAAAAGACAAAAGUAUAAUAGUAGAAAUUUAAAAAAAUACAACCUAAUGCUGAAAAAUUGGAUCUCUGAUGAAUGUGAGAUAUAUUUUAACGAUCUUUUCUGUGGGAUGGAUAUGUGUAUAUGUGUACAAAACUUAUGUAUGUUUAAUUUUCAAUCUCAGGUUCCGAUGGACCAAAUAAAUUUUUUUAAAUUAAAA